Molecule: messenger RNA, 462 nt
Organism: Trichoderma citrinoviride
Lineage: Eukaryota; Fungi; Ascomycota; Sordariomycetes; Hypocreales; Hypocreaceae
Product: Rhodanese-like protein
Exons: 2
Coding region: 1-462 (153 amino acids)
Cellular component (GO): nucleus; cytoplasm
Molecular function (GO): protein tyrosine phosphatase activity
Source: RefSeq, a predicted model, not a curated record
AUGGACUUUUCCACACGGCAAUACGAGGAGAUUCCCCCACCCAGCGUCUCCUGCGACGUCGUCGAGCCGGCUGAAGUCUACAAAUGGCUCGAGCAGCACAAGGCAGCCGGGGAAGACGCGCAGAAGGACUUUCAACUGGUGGAUGUGCGUCUAAAUGAAUGGGAGGGCGGGACGAUUGCUACGUCGAUCAAUCUGCCUGCUCAGUCGUUUUACCAGGCGCGCGAGAUGGUGUACACUCUUGCGAAGCAGGCUGGGGUGAAGAAGGUUGUCUUUUAUUGCGGGAGCUGUGGAACUAGAGGGCCGAAAUGCGCGGGUUGGUUCCAAGACUAUCUCGAUUCAGUCGGUGAAGCCGAGAUGAAGGCUCUGAUACUCAAGGGAGGCUUCAAAGGGUGGCAGAAGACGUACAACGGCCAGUUGGUAGAGGCCUGUGAUCCCGAUGCCUGGCGCUCACCGAGCACAUAG